Molecule: messenger RNA, 1785 nt
Organism: Panicum virgatum (switchgrass)
Lineage: Eukaryota; Viridiplantae; Streptophyta; Magnoliopsida; Poales; Poaceae
Product: serine/arginine-rich splicing factor SC35-like
Exons: 8
Coding region: 135-929 (264 amino acids)
Molecular function (GO): RNA binding
Source: RefSeq, a predicted model, not a curated record
CGCUUCCAGUCUACCGCCCGCGCCCGACUCCGCCUGCUCCCGGCCUCCCCAACCCCGCCGCGGCGGAGCGCUAAACCCUAGGCGUCGGCGGCUGCAGAGGAGGAGGAGGAGGAGGAGGAGGGGGACGAGCCGAGAUGUCGCACUUCGGGAGGACGGGGCCGCCGGACAUCCGCGACACCUUCUCGCUCCUCGUCCUCAACAUCAGCUUCCGCACCACGGCGGACGACCUCUUCCCGCUCUUCGAGCGCUACGGCAAGGUCGUCGACGUCUUCAUCCCGAGGGACCGGAGGACCGGGGACUCGAGGGGUUUCGCGUUCGUGCGGUACAAGUACGCUGACGAGGCGCAGAAGGCUAUAGAUCGCCUUGAUGGGAAAAAUGUGGAUGGCAGGAACAUCAUGGUGCAGUUUGCCAAGUACGGCCCCAAUGCUGAGCCAAUCCGUAAAGGAAGGGUCAAAGAGGUUGUUGAGAAACCACGAGACAGGUCAAGAAGCCGUAGUCCAAGGCCAAGGCACAGAGACAGAGAACAUAGGAGGCGAAGUCGCAGCAGGAGCAGAGAAAGGCAUGGGCGUGAUAGAGACAGGGACUAUCGUCGCCAGAGCAGAAGCAGAAGCAGAAGCAGAAGCAGAAGUCCGAGUUCAAGUCCGGACCACAAAAGUCAUCGUAGAGCAAGAGAUGAUGAUAAGCGCAGGAGCAGGAGCAAGAGUAGGAGCAAAAGCAGAAGCAGAAGCAGGAGUAGAAGCCACUCAUACCAUAGUGCUUCACCUGCUCGGCGCAGUGCUAGCCCUCGCAAUUGCAAAAGCUCACCACCAAGGAGGAGCCCCACUCCUGAAAAGCACACCAAUGGAAAAGAUUUUCCUCCAUCACGCAGUGUUUCUCCAUCACCAAAGCAUGCAGGCUCCCGUAGCCCAGGCAGUGAGAGCAAGGAGUAAAGCUUGUUGAUCUGGUGUUGCCUAAGAACAAUCUCCGUGGGAUUGCAGAUCGUUGAUUGAGCACAAUGGGAGUAGCACCCAACUGCUAUUCAAGGUUGCUAGUACUAUAUGGUUUCUAGAAUUGUGUUUUCCAGUUGUUAAAGUUAUGCUGUUGGUUUGUAUUUCGACGAUAUUGUGUUUUCAUGCCCAUCUACUGCAUCUACUUUAUAUGCAUUAGACUUCUUGAUACCAUCAUAUUAACUUGUUAAAACAUUUGUGCAUUUUCUAGUUAUCUGGUCGUGAGAUGGCUUGCUGUUUACUGGUAGAACGAUAUUGCACCGGACCAACUGGUGGAUGAUGUUCUAGCUGUUAGUCUUUGUCAUUGGUGUCGAUGUUCGUGAUGGUGCAGCUGAUGAUGCGGCGAUGCUGAUGUUGUAUCGAUACCGAUGCAGAUGCUGCUGACUGUGGUAAUCUAGUCUCUUUAAUUUUGCUCAAAAGAUUUCGAGUCAAAUCAUGACACUCCAGAUGGACCUCAUGAUUGGUAACAAUUUUGCUGCAUAAUGUUAGCUCUCAUCUUAGUUCCCCAUUUUUCCCCCUUCGGCAAAUGCUUGCCAGCUGUUCUAGUUGGAACAUGUGUCGAGAUGUGCAGGUGUACUCACAGUGGCAACAAUACACACUGCUAAUAUUCUCUGUACAGGAAGGUGUCGAGUAUGUGUUGUCUUGUUGAUCACAUGGUUGGUGGUGGGCCAAACUAAUAUGCCUUAACUCUUAUCAUGAUGUUUUCAUAUUUUAUAGUAUUUAGUUUUACUCCUAAUUUGUGAACACAAAGCUGUUGUACCAAAUGCUCUGGUUGCAGUUAUCAGAGGUUUCAGAGAGA